AUGUCCGCCGAAUGGGUAGACCGCUGUCUGGGCGGAUACUUUCAGUUUCUGGCCCUGCGUUGCAGCUACUCCAAGCGUCGCGCGGGUCGCCUGCUGAGCAACCUCUACCUGAUGCUGGUGAUCCUUGAUCUGGUGGGACAGAUGAGAAGCUAUGCCCAUGGUCAAGAGCCCAUGGUCGAUCGAAUGCUCUUCUUUCCCAAGGCCAUUCAGGCCGUGAAUGUGUUCUACAAGCUGGUCCAUGCCCUGAUUGCCCUCUUUGCAUUGAUCGGAUGCCAGCGGGAGCGUCGUCUGUUGGAACAGCUGCCACCCACACAUGCCACACCGGCGAUCUAUCGACAAGUGGCCCUGGAGCUCCUGAUGGUUGUGUACGCACUGUGGAUUUCUUUUUUCGACUACCUGAACGCCGGCCAGAUCCUUGAGAACCUGCGCUAUGUCUUCAGCUCUCAAGCGGUGCGCGCCCGCUACCUGCAGAUGCUCCUCCUGGUCGGACGCCUCCAGGCACAGCUUGAGCAACUGCAGCGCCAGUUCAUCGAUUGCUCUCUGGACGACUACCAGGAGCUGCGCUCCUCGUAUGCCCACCUGGCACGGCUGUGCCGCUCUCUGUCGCAGCUCUAUGGCCCGUCGCUGCUCCUGCUAAAUGUCCUCGUUCUGGGCGACUGCCUCAUAGUCUGCAACGUGUACUUCAUGGUGGAGCAUCUGGAGGCAGUGCCUGCCACAUGGCUAGUCCUCUGGCAGGCCGUCUACAUUGUGGUGCCCACCCUUGUGAAGAUCUGGACGGUGUGCGCCGCCUGUGAUCGCUUUGUGGUGGGGUCGAAAAUUCUGCGACAACAAUUAAGCGACAGGCGCGGCAGGACGUCCGAGGAACGCAGCCAAAUCGAGGAGUUCGUCCUGCAAAUCAUGCAGGAUACCCUGCAGUUCAAUGUCUGUGGCAUCUACCAUCUGAAUCUGCAAACUCUGGCUUCGAUGUUCUUCUUCAUAUUGGAAGUUCUGGUCAUAUUUCUGCAAUUUGUGUCGGUCAUUCGUUGA
Molecule: messenger RNA, 1026 nt
Organism: Drosophila persimilis
Lineage: Eukaryota; Metazoa; Arthropoda; Insecta; Diptera; Drosophilidae
Gene: Gr9a
Product: putative gustatory receptor 9a
Exons: 3
Coding region: 1-1026 (341 amino acids)
Biological process (GO): sensory perception of taste
Cellular component (GO): neuronal cell body; membrane; axon
Source: RefSeq, a predicted model, not a curated record